Lepisosteus oculatus (spotted gar) is the source of this 1319-nucleotide messenger RNA. The record is from RefSeq and is a predicted model, not a curated record. NCBI's taxonomy places the organism in Eukaryota, Metazoa, Chordata, Actinopteri, Semionotiformes, Lepisosteidae.
CAGCUGCUGGUAUUGCCCCGCAGAACAGUAUCCUUGAAGAUCGCUAUACUGUACUGAGGGUUCCCUCUGCUCCGGAGGGAACAGCGCCACCUGCUGGACAGCCAGCACCGCUUACAGCACAAGCCUGCUUUCCUCAGUCUCCCAUCCCAGUACUGAGCCGGACUCGCCUUGCUGACACCCAGCCCAUGGGAGCCCACUCCAGGUGCUGGGGGGGCUGCUGUCCUGCAGCUUCUCCAGCUCCCGAAUCCCCUGAGGAUGACGGAGAGCAUCACCGACCGGUCCAGCGGCAGCCCUUGCUCCAGCCCCAGUCUGCCCGGCAGUUUCGCCCAGAAAGGCACGGAGAGAAAUGUGGUAGGUGCGUCGUCAAGCUGGUCGGAGUGCCGGAGCUGGAUCGGAGCUUUGUGGACAUCGCCGACACCUUCAAUCGCCAGCAGGAGGGUCACCAGGCUAUGACACAAAGCGUAAGACAGCUGAAGAGCAGCGCCGGGGGCGGCCCUGGGAGCAGUCUGAGUGACUGUCUGGAGCAGAUGAAGAAGGAGCACGGUGCCUGCAACAUCAGCAUUCAGAUGAAGGGCUAUGACUUCUCGCUGGUGGUGCAGCCAGACGCCACCUCUGCCAAGCUGCUGGAGGCCCAGGAGCAGGUCAGGAGGGCCAGUCAGGGGUCCAAGUCCGUAGCCGCUGCUGGCACCAAGCUGCAGGAGAUGAUCAGCUCGGUGCUGCAGGGCGAGGCGCUGCUGUCCCGGAGAGUGAAGGAGGCCAGCCAGACCUACCAGGAGCAGGUCCGCGUGGAGGCCAACCUGAGGGACAACCUUCUGGAGGUCCGCAGAGCCAGGGAGCUCUCGGCCCAGUACAGGAAAGAGGCCGGUGCCCUGCUCAAUGAGGUGGCACAGCUCGCCGGCAUCACCCCCUAGUUCACUGCAGCGCUGCAGCUCAGCGCAGCAGGAUGCGCAGCUCUCACCUGCUCUGCUGUAGGACCUCAAGUGUCUGCUUCUGCGCUGGAGGUGGCAGUGAAGAGCAGCGGUGAGGCCGCUGGGCUGCUGCCUGGAGGGCUGUGUGUGCUUGAGGGAAGGACUUGACUGUCUGCAUCACUUUACACGCCGGUAUCGGCUUUGCGUGGGUUAGCCCUGCGGGGCACCUGUGGCCCCCCCGGGGGCGAGUCUCACGCUCUUUCUGCCUCCAGCCUGAUGAGACACUAGGCAUGAGGAAGGACUCUCCCUUACUUUCUACAAGCAUUGUAAGUGUAUGCUAGAUAUAAAUGUUGGGGUGGGGAGCUGCGUCAGCAUGCGUAGGCUGCAAGGGAACAAGUAAUAGGUUUAUUC